Messenger RNA from Asterias rubens (European starfish), 2075 nucleotides. RefSeq names its product ethanolamine kinase 1-like. Gene Ontology annotation, molecular function: ethanolamine kinase activity. Bases 64 to 1125 code for a protein of 353 amino acids. Gene Ontology annotation, biological process: phosphatidylethanolamine biosynthetic process. Gene Ontology annotation, cellular component: cytoplasm. The record is from RefSeq and is a predicted model, not a curated record. Lineage: Eukaryota; Metazoa; Echinodermata; Asteroidea; Forcipulatida; Asteriidae. The transcript is spliced from 7 exons.
GAUUAACACACAGUCAUUUUUACAGCAUUUUUGUCUUUGUUUAGCGAGAGUUUUUUUGGCAAAAUGGCAACUACUAGUAAUGUUUUAAGAAUUGACCUGACUCUAGAUGAGAACAAAUUGGAGGAAGGUGCUCUGAAACUAUUUGAAACAGUUAAACCAGGAUGGAACCAGAAAGACAUAAAGUUCAAGGUUUUUACUGCUGGAAUCUCAAACAAACUUAUCGGCGGCUACCUCCCGGAAGAUAAGAACACCAUGGCCCUCGUCCGAGUCUACGGGAAGAAGACGGAAUUGCUCGUCGAUCGGGAGGCAGAAAUCAAGACGUUUCUCCUUCUUCAUAAAGCUGGUUGUGGACCUCAACUGUACGCAGCGUUUAACAACGGUCUCUGCUACGAGUAUUUACCAGGAAUCAUUCUUGAUUCCAAAAUGGUUCAAGAGGAACGUAUCUUCAGGCUUGUGGUGAAAGAGAUGGUAAAAAUGCACUCCAUCAAGCCACAAGAGGGCGCUGUUCCACCUCCUUGCCUUUUUAAAACGAUGGAGAGAUGGCUAUCAACUCUACCAGAAAAGUUUGAGGAUGCAAAUAAACAGGAGAGAUAUAUCCGUGGCAUUGUUCCUCAAUCCCAGCUCCACGAGGAGGUCAGUCUAAUAAAGAGCGCCCUCCUUUGUCUAGAAACACCUGUCGUUUUCUGCCACAACGACGCACUGCUGGGCAAUAUUGUUUUUAAUGAAACUGAAGGUACACUAAAAUUUAUAGAUUAUGAAUAUGCCUCCUUCAACUACCAAGCCUUUGACAUAGGCAACCAUUUUGCGGAAUUCGCUGGCAUCGAGGUGGUUGACUACAGCCUGUACCCAGAUAAAGACCUCCAACUGAAGUGGCUGAGAGCGUUCCUGGUCGCUUGGAGGGAAGCUCAAAACAUUCCAGACGAAGUCACUGAGCGGGAUCUCGAGGUUUUAUAUGUCAAAGUCAACAAAUUUGCCCUGGCUGCCCAUCUUUUCUGGGGGAUAUGGGGACUAAUCCAAUCUCACAUCUCCACCAUUGACUUUGACUACUUAGACUACGCAAAGCUCCGUUUUGAUGAAUACUUCACUAGGAAGGACAGGUUCUUGGCACUUCAGCUACCAGAGUAAGAAUUCAAUUUCUACAGAGGAUAUCCCACCCUAGAACCCACCCCAUCCCAAAACAAUAAAUACACAGCUUAAGAUUUUUACUCUAUAAGGACUGAAAUAGAUAAUUAAGUUCCAGGCUUUUUUCUUUAGGAUCACGUUUUUUUUUACAGAAAAACUUUCGCUCAGUACUUCCAAGUUGUGUACAAUUGACAAUUCUUAAAACUUGUUAAUUUUCUCGAGGAUUUUAAAGGUAACUACCUAAGUAGUAGUAGCGACUUUUUUAAUGAUCACUGCCUGUUAGUUAGUUAAAAAAUAAAUAAAUUACACAUUUGUUUUCGGCUGAAAUUUUCCCAUGAGGAUGAACACCAAGAGUAAAUUUAUUGCGCACGAGACAUACUCAUGGAUUGUAAUAUUUUGUAAACACCAUUUGUUUAUGUAUAAUUGUCAGGUGCUUGGUGUACCCCCCUCCUAUUGUGUCCUGGGAAUCUCAGGUAUUCUUAAGAUUAAAAAAAAAAUAUAUAUAUUAUAUUAUAUUUUUUUUUUAGAGGGAGACACCUUCUGCUUACUGUCUUGCUUAGGCAUGGUAGUAAUCAACAACACAUAACUUGACAUGGCUGGCUAAACUUUUAGAUUUUGAAUUUUUGAGAAUUUUUAGAAGACAACAGUCAUUUUUACUGUUCUAGUUUUACUGUGGUCUUUUUCAAAACCACGGUUUGGGUACCGUCUCUGGCCGGCCCCACCAAUAAUUUUGACAAAGCAAAUUUUUGGAGCGGAAUUUUAAGAAGGCAGACAGUGCAUAGCCGAUACCAUUCCUAAAGCCAUAACUUUUGAAAAUGACCAAACUCGAGCUGGGGAAUAUUAUUUCAUGACAUGGCCCCUACUUUCGGACUUUUUGUUAAACGCAGUGGACACUAUUGGUAAUUACUCAAAAUAAUCAUUAGCAUAAAACCUUUCUUUGUGACGAGUAAUGG